GCCUGUUUGCUUUCAGAAGCUGGUCCGAUAGGGGCGGUGAACUGAGAUUUCCCAGGCCAGAGCUUUCUCCCAGCAGCUACUCUAGAGGAUUGUCUGCUCAGGGUUCAGAUGUUUGCCUUGACUCCAGAGGAGAGCAGAGUCUGGACCUGGUAAGCCCGUUGGUCAGCUUGUGUUCUGGACCAUGGACUCCAUGAGAAUCCCCCUAAUGUGAAAAUGUCGAACACUAACAGGGAAUUAGUGAUUGACUUUCUCUCCUACAAGCUAUCGCAGAGGGGAUACAGCUGGAGUCGGUUCGAAGGGGAGGAUGAGAUCAGGACUGAUUCUGCAGAAGAGGCUGAGAUGGCAAGUGUCCCUAAUGGGAGUCCAUCCUGGCAUCAGGGUGCCAGCCACAUAGUGAAUGGGGCUGCUGGGCACAGUAACAGCCUUGAAGCCCAUGAAAGGGUUCCAGCAACUGGAGUGAGGCAGGCGCUGAGAGAGGCAGGAGAUGAGUUUGAAUUGAGGUAUCGGAGGGCUUUCAGUGACCUCACUUCCCAACUCCACAUCACUCCUGGCACGGCAUACCAGAGCUUUGAGCAGGUAGUGAAUGAACUCUUCCGGGACGGAGUGAACUGGGGGCGCAUUGUGGCUUUUUUCUCCUUUGGAGGAGCCCUGUGUGUGGAGAGUGUCGACAAGGAGAUGCAGGUGUUGGUUGGACGCAUCGUCUCAUGGAUGACCACUUACCUGACUGACCACCUAGAUCCCUGGAUCCAAGAGAAUGGCGGUUGGGAGCGGUUUGUGGAUCUCUAUGGGAAUGACGCUGCUGCCAAGAGCAGGAAAGGCCAGGAGCAGUUCAACAGGUGGCUUCUGACCGGGGCGACUCUGGCAGGAGUGCUCCUGCUGGGCUCUCUGCUGAGCCGCAAGUAACCGGACACUGACUCCUCCCCAGCGCCCAGGAUGGCCCUGGGCCUGUGGCAAAUGGCAAAACUCCGUCACACUAUACUCCAGAGCAACGUGAUCAUUCCAAGGGGCAGCGCCCCACCCGCAGCCCGUCUUGAGGGGCAGUGACUCCUGCCCCACAGAUCUCUUCUGGCCUGCGUGCCACCAUAUCCCUUUUAUCCUAAUCUUCACUUACUGUUGGUUUUAAAAACCCCGGCGACCAAGGCAGCUGUUCCGCAGGCUGCUCCCCAUAGGCUGCUGGGGACCCCAGCCUGUGUCCUAGGUCACCAAACAGCAGGGAUUGGGGUGGAAACGUGCUCCCCCAGGUGGCAUGGGGAGACGCCCUUUGGGGAGGUGGGGAGGAUGUUUAGGGUAAGGCUCUAGGGGCAAGCCCCACCCCCUCCACACAGCCCCACUGUCAUUGCAGGCUUUGUGCAUAUCUAGCUUGGAGGGGUGUUCCAGGCAAUACCCAGCUCAGCUGGCCGUGGGCGUGGCAGGGAGGUGGGGAGAAAGGAGAAGUGUGCCUCUGGCAGACUGAACCGGGAAGAUCUGCUGUUAACCAUCAGUGCAGCUUCCCCUCCUGGGUCUGUCUGUGAGGUCAGCUGGUGCUGCGAUUGCCUGGCUGCUGUGUGUGGCAUCUGGAGCUGGUGGGAAGGGGUUAGGUGCAGCCAGGGCCCCGGGGCUGCCCUUGGCAGACCUCAAACCAUUUCUUCUAGUUAAGGGGUAGAGUUUACAUUAGGCGUCUCCCCAGCCCUGAAAGUCCUAAUCCUUCCCCUGUGCUGCAGGAGACUCCUCCCAGAGCCGUGUACUGCUGCAUGCGUCCGAAUCUGCUCUCCCAUUGCGUCUAGCUCCAGAGGCCAAGGCCCCGUCUCUACGCUGGCUGUGCCCAGCCCAGGGCACUCUGCUGGGACGGGUGUCAGGCCCAGCUUUGUGCUCCCAGGCAUGGGCACAGUGGGAUCCUCGUGCUGUUCUUUCCCUAUGAAUGUAGAUUUCUGCAGUGACUUACACUGUGCCGCCUCCUUCCCUUUUGCCCUAGGCUGCCACUUUUUCCCUACAUGCUGCAAGCACCCGAUCCUGCACCCCAGCACUCCAAGCAGGUACCCCGCAUUCCUCGGCUCGGCUGCUCCGAGCAUGGGCCUGGGGCUGCAAAGUGCUUUCCCACUCUCUGGGGACCAGGCAUGUCUGGGUUUGCUCUUCUUGCUUGGAGUCCCCUAGCUAGUGCCAGGUGGGCGACUCACGGACAGAGAAAAACACUGUGUCAGCAGCAGUGCCAUGGCAGGUGUUUACAUUUGGCUUCUAAUUGCUCCCUGCCUCUGCUAGCAGCGCUCUCUGGAGAGCCCGAGGAGCUUGCAGCAAGGACAGAAGUAAACACAGCUCUGCCCAGGGCCUGGUAGGAGUUCAGGUGGGGUUGCCCCAGCAGUGAUGGGACUGUUUGCCCCACCCCCUUCCUACGCGCACCCUGUGGGCUAGCAGCAGAGUGAGUCUCUUUCCUCAUUGCUGUGCGGGAGGGCAGGGUGGGAGGAAUAAAGCAAGACUGCGGUGGAGGUGAGUGCUGCCCCGUAGGGAACCAGCAGGAGCAGGGAGCUGUACCAUCAUUGUCCCGGGGCCAGGGGCAAAGUAGGAGCCUGAUCUGUCUGAGGGGAUGGAGGAGCUGGACACUGGAACAGAGCACGGCCAGAGGCAGCCCAGCUGGCAAGGGAGAGAAGGGGCUGGAGAUGGAGGAAGGCCCCUGCCCACCUUCCUGAUAGUUCCACUUAGCUGAGUUCCAAGUCUGGCCCCACGCUCUAGCAGUGAGCAGGGCAGUGUUCAGAGCCCUGAUGGCCCCCUGCUAGCUCCAGGGUGACAGGUACUCCCCUGAAGCGCUCCCCGCUCGCUUAGCAGCAGCAUGCUCGCUCGGAUACCUGCUGUGCUUUUCGGGAUUGCCUGAGUAACGGCAGCAUUUGGUUUAAUACUGGGCCUGCCACCGUUCCAUCUCCAGUGUGCAUUCACCUCCUCGCAGGGCGGGGCAUCUCCUGCUCCAAGCACAGGGACGUGCCCUCCCCUCCCUGCACAUGGGGGGUGUGGGGCUGGGGAGGGGCUGUCCUCUGUGCCGCUUGUAGCCCCGCACCUCCUGUUCUCUCCUGCAAGCUGCUGAGGAGGAGCUGGGCCCUGCUAGUGCCUGCCUGGAGUUUCAUCCCCCUGAAGCAUUAACGUGCCGCUGGCUUUGAAACAUCCCCCGUCUCCUGGGAGUCCAGCGUCAGCGCCCAACAGGCCUAGCAGGUGUCUGCUCCAUGUACAUGUUUUCUGUGCUCUGCUGUAAAUACCUGAGAGUAGUUUUUAUUCAUUUGUGAAUAUUCUAAUACUAUUUUUGUUAACUGUAUGUCUGUAUUUAUGUGUGUUGACAGUGCUCCCCCAUCACCCUCCAGGGCAUCUGCUAUGCACUCUGCAUGGGGCGGGCCCCAGGCCCCCACCCCCCCAAAGGAGAACCGGGGCGCGAGAGCAGGUCCCCACAGACACUAAGAACCCACCUUGCACACUCAGCUCCUGACUCAACCUCUCACGGUGCUGGCCGGGCAGUGUGGGGCUAGGCCCACCGAGUCCUUUGCGUGCGAAAGUCACUCCCAACACAGCUUGUGGCAGGCAUUUUGAAAUGCUUUGAUUUGCAGGUGGAGGCUCAAUCCUAUUAAUAAACUCUGUUGUUGGA
Messenger RNA from Gopherus evgoodei (Goodes thornscrub tortoise), 3598 nucleotides. RefSeq names its product BCL2 like 1 (gene BCL2L1). Gene Ontology annotation, cellular component: mitochondrial outer membrane. Gene Ontology annotation, biological process: negative regulation of intrinsic apoptotic signaling pathway; extrinsic apoptotic signaling pathway in absence of ligand; intrinsic apoptotic signaling pathway in response to DNA damage. The record is from RefSeq and is a predicted model, not a curated record. The transcript has 4 exons. Lineage: Eukaryota; Metazoa; Chordata; Testudines; Testudinidae. Gene Ontology annotation, molecular function: protein homodimerization activity; protein heterodimerization activity. The coding region runs from base 214 to 903 and encodes 229 amino acids.